AUGGUUAGGUUAAGAGCUAGAACAAGAGAUGGAAAGCCUGCAGCUACACAAAAAACGAAAAACAACAAAAAACAAAACAAAAGCAAAAAAGAGCCUCUUGACCUAAUUGAUGCUACCAAAAACAAAAUAAAACAAAUUAAAAAAGAGCCUCUUGACCCAGAGCCUCUCGACCCAGUCGAUGCCACAAAAGAAAUAGGGUUUAAAAGAUCCGCUACGGCUCAAGAAGAUUACCAAUAUGACUAUCGCACCUCUGUUGGCAAGAGGGUUAAAUUUCAGCCUGGUUUUCCUGUCUCUCAUGAGAUAGUUGAUGACGUUAAGAGUGGGUUUAACCCUACUUCUGAUGGAUGGUGUGGUUUUUGGGCCCUUGCCCAUUUGAUCUAUAAAGAUCAAGAAAAAUUCUCUCUUGUGAAAAGAGAUAUGCUUGCUACCCUUCCAAAAUACAGCAGCAUUUACGCCAGCACGUUUGGAACUGAUGUCAAGCAAUUAGAAGACAUUAUAAAGCAUGGUUCUGAUCUCUGCAUCACCAACUCCAACUCCAACUCCAACUCCAACUUCAUCCCAGUGUGUUUAGAUGCCAGUAUGUGGUUUAGCACACCUGACUGUGCUCAACUAGCUGCGGACACCUAUAAGCAACCAGUCUGUGUCUACUCAGACAACCCCAACACCCCUUCCAUAUUGUUCCUUCCCUUCACCCUUCCCAAAAACAUAUCCAAACAUCAACAACCUCUGAUUUUCAAUCAUGUUAACAAUAACCACUGGACAACAGUACACCUCUCCCGCAAUAUCUCAAGGAAAUGGCUAACCAUUCCUGAGUUAUUCUUUUUGGGUUGUGUCAGAAACCAGAUUCCUGACAACUUUGAUACUUACUGGAACAAGUUUAAAGAGUUCAAUAAGUAUGAUUGUAGAAAUGCGAUGUUCUCUUUUCUUUCUGAUCAAGAGGAACAUGUUGAUUUCACUAUAACAUAA
This is a messenger RNA of Phycomyces blakesleeanus NRRL 1555(-), 966 nucleotides long. RefSeq lists its product as hypothetical. The transcript has 4 exons. The record is from RefSeq and is a predicted model, not a curated record. The coding region runs from base 1 to 966 and encodes 321 amino acids. Lineage: Eukaryota; Fungi; Mucoromycota; Mucoromycetes; Mucorales; Phycomycetaceae.